This is a messenger RNA of Dermatophagoides farinae (American house dust mite), 1266 nucleotides long. Its product is annotated as store-operated calcium entry-associated regulatory factor. The record is from RefSeq and is a predicted model, not a curated record. Gene Ontology annotation, biological process: regulation of store-operated calcium entry. NCBI's taxonomy places the organism in Eukaryota, Metazoa, Arthropoda, Arachnida, Sarcoptiformes, Pyroglyphidae. Gene Ontology annotation, cellular component: endoplasmic reticulum membrane.
UGAUAGGAAUUUCUAAAAAAAAAUUACAAACAAUACCACCAUCUAUCGGAUGAAUGUGUAUGAACGAUAUCAUUUUUCUCAAUGUUGAUGAUGAUUGAUUCUUUAUUUCGUCAUGUAAACAAGUUUUUUAUUAUUAUCAAUCAAAAUUGUUUUUUUUUUGGCCUGAAUCCAUUUACACAAACGAAAUAAAAAUGAUAAUAAUAAAUCAUUCAAUUCAUCAAAUGUGUCUUUUAUUAUUAUUGUUGGUGAUGAUUAUGAUGGUCGACAUGGGAAAUUCUGAAAAUGAUCGAAUCAAAUUGAAAGAUAUUCAAACAUUAACAUUACAUUCGGAUCGUUGGACAGCCGCUCGUCGAACAUCACCAAUUCAACAAUUAACAUGUGUUGGUGACCAUUGUAAUCGUGUACGAAUCUAUUCCGCUCAAUGUUAUAAUCGUGGUUCGGAUGGUCGAUCCAUUCAAUGGGAAUGUAAAGCUGAUAUGCCUUCAAAAUAUAAAUUUGGACAAUUGGAUAUGUCAUGUGAAGGUUAUGAUUCAAAGGAUGAUGAAUAUAUUUUUGCUGGUUCCUGUGGUCUUCGAUAUACUAUUGUUGAACGUUCUGGUGGUCAUCAACAACAAGCCUUUCCAGGUGGAAAUUAUUUCAGUGGUCAUGAUCGAAUGAAACCAGCUACCAAAUCAACUAAGAAUGAAUCAUUUUCAUUCAUACCGAUUAUUGUUGUUGCAUUGAUCAUAUUUUUCAUCUAUUAUAAAUGUCUUCGAAAAAGUUCGAAAUCAAAUGAAACGGAUAAUUCCAAUACUGCUCGUCAUGGUUAUGGUAAUGAUGGUAAUCAAUUUCCAUUUUUCGCCCGACCUUCAGCACCACCACCACCUGGAUUUCGAUCCGAUUUAUUUCAACAAGAAUCACAACAACAUCAGCCACCGCCUCAACCAUCAAUGGCUUCAUCUUAUCCGAAACAUUCGGCUAGUGGAAGUAGUAGUAUAUGGCCAGGUAUGUUGGGCGGUAUGGCAACCGGUGGUCUUAUGGGCUAUUUAUUGGGUUCCAAUCAAAAUCGUACCGUACCGGACCAUACAUCUUCAUAUUUUGAUGAUGAUAAUAAUUUUGGUAGAUCAUCAACGGCCGAUACAUUCAUGAAUUCCAGUGGAGGAGGAUUUUUUGGUGGUGGUGGUGGUUCCAAUGAUGAUGGCGAUAUGGCCGAAUCGACUGGUUUUGCAUCCACUUCUGAACGUUAAUAAGCAACAGCAACGGCCGCUUGAUGAUAAUAUGUCAUCU